Malaya genurostris is the source of this 1161-nucleotide messenger RNA. RefSeq lists its product as uncharacterized. NCBI's taxonomy places the organism in Eukaryota, Metazoa, Arthropoda, Insecta, Diptera, Culicidae. The transcript has a single exon. Bases 1 to 1161 code for a protein of 386 amino acids. The record is from RefSeq and is a predicted model, not a curated record.
AUGAACAAGCUACUACUAUUGCUGGACCGAUUGACGUCUACACAAGCUAUUCCGGAACCUCACGUACCAAGAAACACUCCCGAGCAGAUCAUCGAGUCCCUUUCUGUGACAAUCAAGGAGUUUCAUCAUAAUCCAGCCGAAGGUAUGACGUUCGACCGAUGGUUUUCGAAGUAUGAAGAUUUAUUCAGCGCAGACGGGAGAGAAUUGGACGACGCAGCAAAAAUUCGUUUACUGAUGCGAAGUCUCAGCGUUCCAGUUCAUGAAAAGUUUUUAAACUAUCUCCUGCCCCGACACCCACGAGAUUUUACGUUUGAAGAAGUUGUGAAGAAACUGAAAAGCGUUUUUGGACUUCAUAAAUCUCAAUUCAGUCAACGAUAUGAUUGUCUCAGGAUUGUGAAAAACGAAGUAGAUGACUAUGUAACUUACGCUGGUAUAGUCAAUCGCCAGUGUGAGGACUUCGAAUUAAACAACUUGACAAUUGACCAGUUCAAGGCUCUAAUUUUCAUUUGCGGACUUCAAGCUUCCAAAGAUGCAGACGUUAGAACAAGAUUACUGUCCAAGCUGGAAACAGACGCAGCAGCAAUGGUAAAUCUCGAGACUUUAGUCACCGAAUGCCAGCGAUUAUCGAAUCUCAAACACGAUACCGCUCUGGUGGAAAAGAAGCAGUCAUCUCUAUCGGUUCAAGCAGUUCGGCAACCAAAGCAGCAGAAACUCGCUAGUUCUCAUCAUUCAAGUGAGAAGACUCCUCGAACACCGUGUUGGCAAUGCGGUGCCAUGCAUUUCGUCAAGGUAUGUCCGUUCUCAAGUCACUUAUGCAAACAAUGCACAAGACCGGACACAAAGAAGGUUAUUGUAGCUGUUUCACUAAAGCAACAAAGUCCGAAGCUAUACCCGAAUCUUCAGCAAAAGGAAAUCAACAAAAAAAGCAUAAAGGUAAAAGUCGUUAUCAAUCAAACCACAUCCUUUCCGUCAACGAGGUUAAGGCAUCCAACCGGAAGUUUGUCACUGUAUUCAUUAUUGGCAAACCCGCUCAUCUACAACUUGAUUGUGGUUCAGAUAUCACUAUUGUCUCUGUUCAUUCGUGGAAGAAGCUCGGUUCACCAACAAUCACCAAAACUUCUCAUCGGGCAAACACAGCUUCGGGUACUGCUCUACCUCUAA